Theobroma cacao (cacao) is the source of this 766-nucleotide messenger RNA. RefSeq names its product Stress responsive A/B Barrel Domain-containing protein. The record is from RefSeq and is a predicted model, not a curated record. NCBI's taxonomy places the organism in Eukaryota, Viridiplantae, Streptophyta, Magnoliopsida, Malvales, Malvaceae.
GGAGAGACUGAAGACUUUGCCCCCUUGGGUCAUGGUUGGUACUACAAACGGUGAAUUGGGGUCGUGGUGCGUUUGCCACAGUGGACAGAUGGGACUGUGGAAGUUGACACUAAUAAUUUUGUUGCGUGUAUAAAUUUGUUUGAGGUUUCUGUGUGAGGUUCAAACCUCAAACUUCAAAAGGGUGUGUGCAGAGUGGAGAAUCAAUGGAAGGGUUCAAGCAUCUUGUGGUUGUCAAGUUUAAGGAAAAUGUGGCGGUGGAGGAGAUUGUGAAAGGAAUGGAAAAGCUGGUUUCAGAGGUCGAUGCUGUCAAGUCCUUUGAAUGGGGUCAAGACAUCGAGGGUCAAGAGAUGCUUAGACAAGGCUUUACCCAUGCCUUCGUGAUGACAUUCGACAAGAAAGAAGACUACACUGCAUUUGUCAGCCAUCCCAGCCACGUUGAAUUCUCUGCUACAUUUUCAACAGCCAUCGAGAAGAUUGUGCUGCUUGAUUUUCCAUCUGUUCUUGCCAAGGCUCCAGCAUGAUCCUGAAAAUCUUUCAGCAAUAAAAAGCUACCCAGGAAAUUAGUAUUUUGACUAUUUGUAUGCUUAUCUCUCUUGUAUGAAUGCAUCAGCAUUUAUCUGCUUUUGUGUUAUGGCUUGCCAUUUCUGUCAAUUUCCAAACAAUCUCAAUUUGUAUUAUUAAUAUGCAUCACAGACAUUUAGCUUGCUGAUUAAUGGACCGGUAGCUGAUUGCUGAACUGAGGAAUCAUAGAAUCCUUUUCACUGCA